AUCCGAAAUUUUUGACCACACCCUGUAUAUACUUAAACAUAUUAAAAGUCGUGAUUACAAGGUUCACUCAAAAAGUUUUUUUUCUUUUAUUGUUUACAAAUGUUAUAGUUUUAUGAUAUCAUUUCCGGGUUGGGAAGGUUACCGAGUUCGUUCUAUCUAUAAAUAUGAAUUAUUACGGUCGGUGUGCGGUUCAUCUUGAGCGUAACUAUGCGAGUGUGUGUAUGAUCAGAGAUGCAUUAACAAAUCCAUUACCAAGAAAUCCAUUAUUAUGGUUGCGUUUAUAACGUUGCUUUCUUAAUCACAUUACCCUUAAUAACUUAAUUCAGUGAAGAUGUCGAAAGACCUCGGUUUUUACCAUUUAAAGAGAUAUUGUUUGAAAUGUAAAACUUGGCCCAUUUCGCGAGGAUUUCGAGGACUCCUACCCGCUAUCAUAUUAACUCUAAAUAUAAUUUUGGGGAUUCGCCCAAUAUUUAAGGAAAUAUCAAAUUUUAAGGAGGACGUUUCAAAAUGCUUAUUUAACAUUAAGUUUCUUUCAUUGGCUGGGCUCAUUAUCACUUAUAACAUCCAACUGCUUAGGAACCGAGAUGCUUUAUUCGAAAUGCUUAAUCUAUUAAGUGAUUUCAAUCAUAAUAAUGUAACCAAACGAGUUACAUUUCUUGAGAAAAAUAUGGAAUCUUUGUUGAAAACGUUUCGUUUCGUCGCGUUUAUUUCUGCAAACGUCAUUUCGUAUUACGUUAUGUGGAAGAAUAAAUGUAUUAAUUUUAUGAUCACUAAACACUGCUUUAUGUUUGAGUAUUACGUUCCGUUUCAAUUGGAGCACAGGGGAAUAAUAUUUUUAAUAAUAUUAUUUCAAAUAUAUUCGAUUAAUGUUGUAUUGAACGCAGCUAUUCUUUACACGCUACUCUAUGUUUAUUCGUUCGAAUUAUUGAUCGCCCGGACUGAAAUCCUUCAAGAAUUGAUUUCUAACAUACAUUUAUCAAAAAAUAAGAAAAGAAACUAUCGCAUUUUACGACCGAUCGUUUUGUAUCAACAAGAUUUUUUCAGGGUGUUCCAAAUCACCAAAAAUUUCUUCAUUAACUUCUUAGUACCCGUAAAAAUGUUUCAUUCAAUUUGUUUAACUGCGUCAAUCACCGACUUUGCUUUGAGAAAGGAUUUAUUAAGUGUAUUAUUGAUUAUAAUGAGCUUCUCGGCAUUAUUAAUAAGCCAUACAAUCGGGCAAAGAUUUACAACAGCGGCUGGGAAGGUGUCCGAAACGACUUAUAACAUAAACUGGUAUGAAGCCGAUGUCUCAACUCGAAAAGACGUUUUAAUUUUGCUCUCUAUGAGCCAAAAGGUCCUCAUGGUGGAAUUGCCUUUAUUUGGUAGCUUAUCCCAUGUAGCUGCAGCAAAA
Molecule: messenger RNA, 1390 nt
Organism: Onthophagus taurus
Lineage: Eukaryota; Metazoa; Arthropoda; Insecta; Coleoptera; Scarabaeidae
Product: odorant receptor 85b-like
Biological process (GO): sensory perception of smell; detection of chemical stimulus involved in sensory perception of smell
Cellular component (GO): plasma membrane
Molecular function (GO): olfactory receptor activity; odorant binding
Source: RefSeq, a predicted model, not a curated record